UUCACAAUGGGUACAACAAUGGCUGAAACAAACCUAUCUUAUAGGGUGUACUACAGGGCUUCUCCCGACUACAAUUUGGCCAUCGGCGAAGGAAUGGCCAUUCUUGUCGCUAUUGAUGAGAAUGAUGACCGCCAGCAUUGGUACAAAGAUGACAAGUACAGCUAUAUGAAGGACAAAUAUGGCUAUGCUGCCUUUUCUCUGGUUAAUGAAGCAACUGGCCAAACCCUAAAACAUUCAUUCGAUCACCCUCUUCCUGUGAAAUUGGUCACUUAUAAUCCAGAUGUUCUUGAGGAGUCUGUCUUGUGGGCACAUGCAGAUGACUGUGGUGAAGGUUAUAGAGCUAUAAGGAGUCUUAAGUGGGCAUUGCAUUUGGAAGCCGCUGCUUUGACCGAUUCUUCCUAUUAUGGUGCUAUAAUUAUAGGCGGGCUCUGGAUUGAUGGAAAUAACCAGCAAUGGAAAAUUGAGCACCACCGUAAGAAAUAUAGAAAUCAUACCAGUAAACUCUGA
Molecule: messenger RNA, 507 nt
Organism: Tripterygium wilfordii
Lineage: Eukaryota; Viridiplantae; Streptophyta; Magnoliopsida; Celastrales; Celastraceae
Product: ricin B-like lectin R40G3
Exons: 3
Coding region: 7-507 (166 amino acids)
Source: RefSeq, a predicted model, not a curated record